GCCAGCUGCCGCAGCAUCUCUGGUUGCUGGAGAGGCAACUUGACGAGUUCGGAUUGAUGAAGUCAGCAGGGAACUUGCAAGGAGCGGAGGCACCGCCACCUAAUCUGGGGCGACACAGGGUCGGCGGUCAGGAGGACAGCCAUGUGUUCACACGCCAGAUGCGGCAGGAGUCCUUCCCCAGCGAUCGGGAGCCCGGCUCGUCAAGGCGGGGCGCUGGUCGGCUGCCGUUGCCGAAGCACUUGCGACAGAAGGAGGAUGCGGCAGCGGCCCCCGUGCCAAAUGCCGAGGAGGUCGGUGCUAAACGGCACAGAGAGCAGGACCCUGACUCGCCGAUGGGGCAGGUUGGCCCUCCACUCAAGUUCGCUAUGAAGGGGGCAAAAGGUCCGACGGUUGAAGGUGGUGCCGGUGGUGCCACGGGCAAAUCCACGCCGAAAGGGCAAGGUAAACACCAGGAUUCCGGUGGCCCUCCGGAGCCGAGCCACCUGGCCACGCCCUUCAGCCGCUUUUCAACGAAAGGGAUGCCUGGCAAACAUGCUUCGCAAGAUUCCGGCCACCAUGACGAAGGCGGCCGGAUGACUGGCAAAGGCAAGGGAAAAGAGCAGGCGCCGGUGGGCUCUGACAGAGGCAAAGGGCAAGCACAGCCAGACAGCAGUGCUGGCUCUUGGUCGCAGAAGUCUGCUGGCAAAGGUGCUGCGGCAGCGGAGGCAAAGACGCCGCCACCGCCGGCUAUGGUCAAGGCACAGAUCCUGGCACCCCCACCGUCCUUGCAAAAGAGCGCCUCUGCGUGCACAGCAGGUACCACCGGCAAGGCUGGUUCUGUCGGCCCACCUCAGGGAUUGCUGGCCAAGGCACCUGCGAUGCCGGUCAUGGCCGAGGUGGGUCAAGCCAAGAGGAAGAUUGCGGAAGUACAGGAAGAUGUUUACCAAGAAGAAGAGUUGCCAUACAGUCUCAUCGACAAGCUUCAGGACGCAGGCAUCAAUGCCGCUGAUCUCAAGAAGCUUAAAGAUGCUGGUUACAACACCAGUCAGUCGGUCGUUUUCGCGAUGCGCAAAGAUCUGUUGAACAUCAAGGGCCUCUCCGAUCAGAAGGUGGAUAAGAUCAUAGAGGCUGCGCGGAAAUCGAGCGAGGCAGGCUUUGUCACCUGUACUCAGCUCCUCAGCAAGAUGAAAAACCGUUUCCAGAUCUCAACGGGCGCGGCGAAGCUUGACCAGAUGCUCCUAGCCAUCAAUCUGUACAUUACACGGAGCCCUCUCUGGAAGAAUGCCCCGGCCGUCCCCUUCACAAGACCCUACAGGCUGGGGGGUGGCAUGGAAAGCUGCUCGAUCACUGAGCUCUUCGGCGAGUUCAGGUGUGGAAAGACACAGGUCUGCCACUCGCUCUCGGUGAUGGCACAGCUACCUCCAAAUAUGGGUGGUGCAAACGGCAAGGUCGUAUACAUUGACACAGAAGGCACUUUCAGACCUGAACGGAUCCGUCAGAUUGCCGAAGGCAAGGGCGUGUCCGCUGAGGCUGCAAUGAACAACAUCGUGUAUGCUAGAUGCUACACCUCCGAUCACCUCGAACAGUUGCUGCUGGAAGCAGCUAGCCUCAUGGUGAAUGACGAGGAUCGCUUUGCGCUCUUGAUUGUUGAUUCCAUCAUGGGCGGCUUCCGCGUGGACUACUCCGGGCGAGGAGAACUGGCAGACCGUCAGCAGAAGCUGGCACGUGUGAUGAGCAAGCUGCAAAAGGUGAGCGAGGAGUUCAAUGUUGCCGUCGUUCUGACCAACCAGGUCAUGGCUGAUCCAGGAGGCGGCUGCGCUUUCAUGCCAAGCCACCCGAAGCCUGUCGGUGGUCACAUCCUAGCGCACUUCUCCACCACUCGCAUCAUGCUGCGCAAGGGCCGUGCAGAGCAGCGCAUCGCGAAAAUCUAUGAUUCGCCCUGCCUGCCCGAGAGCGAGAGUGUGUUCGAGAUCUUCGCGGGUGGAGUCAGGCCUGCGUAA
Symbiodinium necroappetens is the source of this 1979-nucleotide messenger RNA. The record is from the annotation of a GenBank genome assembly. NCBI's taxonomy places the organism in Eukaryota, Dinophyceae, Suessiales, Symbiodiniaceae.